AUGACGAGGCACUCGAAACUAUCCAAACAAAAGAAAAUUUUAGUGGUAAAGAUAAAAAAUCCAGCAUAAUAAAUGUAAUGCGAGAUAUGCGUGUAUUAAUUACAGUGUCUACUGAGAAAGAAGCUGACGAUUUCGAUGCGGGUCAUGCAACAUAUCUUAUCGGAUGAUGUCGAUGUUGUAGGAAUUAUAAAACGAGAUAGUUUCGAGUUUUACCGAAGCCAAAGUAUGCGACUUUACGAAAUUGGCGAGACUUCGGUGAGGUAGUGCUCAUAAGUCAUAAACAUCACGAUAUUUAGUUCCGAUGUGGCGUCGAGAGAGACGUUUUCGAUGAAAUUAUGGGAAUGUGUCGCCCGCGUGACGCGGUGAUUACUAGUGUAAUCAGACUCACUAUAUUUCUCCAAUACGCUAGAGAAGGUAUAUAAUUAGUAGCUUGUUAGAGGAAACCGGACUAUUUAAGGCCUCACACAAUCUGUGCUAUCAAAGAACUGUGGAGUCUCGCAGCCCACCAUUUCGCGAAUUUUAUGCGAGACUAUUGACGACAUCAACAGAUUUGCCGGAAAAUUCAUCCGAUUCCCGCAAUCGCGCGCCGACGUGCUCGAUUUGCAGUCAGGAUUUUUCGACAAACUCGACCGCAAUGGAGAUCUUCGCUGCGUACCGUGUUACGGGGUCUUGGAUGGAAAACACUGGGAAACUGAGCACCCUCCGAACAGUGGCAGCCUAAGCUUCAACUAUAAGGCCUACUGUUCCUUUAAUUCGCUGUUCGUCUGCUCGGCCGACUGCCGAAUCCUGUACGUCCAGAUAUCCGAAUGCGGUGGCAACUCUGACGCUCAACUCUUUCGCGAGGGUCCCCUGGGCGAGCUCUUGGAAAGAGCUGCGUAUGCCGGGGGCCUCAGAACUCUUCCCGGCUCCUCCAUCGUCAUGCCGCCGUUUAUUCUCGCUGACAACGGAUUCGGCUUGUCCAAGCACGUGAUGCAGCCAUAUAGAGACCACAAUCGUACUACGGAGAACAUGGACUUCAAUGAUAAGAUUUGCGGAACGCGCGUCAAGAUUGAGAAUCUUUUUGGAAUUCUAACUACAAAGUUCCGCGUCUUCCGUCGCGCUCUCAAUCUCUGCCCUACGUCUUCUCAAGGUCUUAUUUUAUCUCUUAGUGUGAUUCAUAACCUCACCGUACCGAAACGUGAGGCUGUUCAGUUUGAUUAUGAAACACCCAUUCUUAUCGAUCCGUACAAAACUGCGGAAGACCAGCGUACCGCCCUUAAGAAAUAUCUGAAGACUAUUGAACAAUAA
This is a messenger RNA of Caenorhabditis sp. 36 PRJEB53466, 1287 nucleotides long. The record is from the annotation of a GenBank genome assembly. NCBI's taxonomy places the organism in Eukaryota, Metazoa, Nematoda, Chromadorea, Rhabditida, Rhabditidae.